Molecule: messenger RNA, 3678 nt
Organism: Arvicanthis niloticus (Nile rat)
Lineage: Eukaryota; Metazoa; Chordata; Mammalia; Rodentia; Muridae
Gene: Sh3bp4
Product: SH3 domain binding protein 4
Cellular component (GO): cytoplasm
Molecular function (GO): protein binding
Source: RefSeq, a predicted model, not a curated record
AGACCACCUCUGCGCCCGCCGGCGGGGGCCGAGCGCUCUGGGCUGUCGCGGCGUCUGAGCACCUCACCACCUCCGCUGCCUCGAUCGCUGCGGCCGUGGUUCCGAGAGCCGCACGCGCCCCGGGCCGGGUGAGCCCCACAGGACCGGGGAACCGCAGGACCCGUGGGGCGCCAUGCGAGCCAGGGCAUCCCUCUUCUGUUGGACGGAAGGUCAGGUCUUGGAGUUCUUCCUCUAACAUCAGGUCACCAUCCCCCAGCAGGAAGAAGCACACUGCCAAGUUGACCCUGCCGUGCAGCGUGACUAUAUGAGACAGCACCUGCUGUCCGUGCUGGAACUAGGGGAGGAGACAUGAGACCGUAGUACCUCACCCACCCAAGAGGUUCACCAUGGCAGCCCAGCGCAUCCGGGCAGCCAACUCCAGUGGCCUCCCUCGGUGCAAGUCGGAGGGGACUCUGAUCGACCUGAGUGAGGGCUUCUCAGAGACAAGCUUUAAUGACGUCAAAGUGCCUUCCCCCAGUGCCUUGCUAGUAGACAACCCCACGCCUUUUGGAAAUGCAAAGGAAGUGAUUGCAAUCAAAGACUAUUGCCCAAACAACUUCACCACCCUGAAGUUCUCCAAGGGCGACCACCUCUAUGUCUUGGACACGUCUGGCGGGGAGUGGUGGUACGCUCACAACACCACUGAGAUGGGCUACAUCCCUUCCUCGUACGUGCAGCCAUUGAACUACCGGAAUUCUACCCUGAGUGACAGUGGAAUGAUUGACAAUCUCCCGGACAGCCCCGAUGAAGUUGCCAAGGAACUGGAUCUGCUAGGGGGCUGGACAGACGACCAGAAAGAAUCUGCCAGACCCUAUAGUAACAAUCCUUUCUGGAAUGGAGUCCGAACGAACCCCUUUCUGAAUGGGAAUGCACAGCCCAGUAUGGAUGAGCUAAACCCCAAGAGUACCGUGGAUUUGCUCCUUUUUGACACAGGCACAUCUUCCUUCACUGAAUCCAGCUCAGCGACCACCAACAGCACCGGCAACAUCUUUGAUGAGCUCCCAGCCACCAAUGGACUCCACGUGGAGCAACCUGUCAAGCGGGACAACCCUUUCUUCAGGAGCAAGCGUUCCUACAGCCUUUCAGAACUGUCUGUCCUGCAAGCCAAAUCGGAUGCUCCCCCAACAUCCAGCUUCUUCACAGGCUUGAAGUCACCUGCCCCGGAACAGUUUCAAAGCCGAGAAGACUUCCGAACCGCCUGGCUGAAUCACCGGAAGCUGGCCCGUUCCUGCCAUGACUUGGACCUGCUCGGCCAAAGCCCAGGUUGGGGCCAGACCCAAGCAGUGGAGACAAAUAUUGUGUGCAAGCUGGAUAGUUCUGGGGGCUCCGUGCAGCUUCCUGACACCAACAUCAGUAUCCAUGUGCCAGAGGGCCAUGUAGCUCCUGGAGAGACACAGCAGAUUUCCAUGAAAGCCCUGCUGGACCCUCCACUGGACCUUAACAGUGACAGAUCCACCAGCAUAAGCCCCGUGGUGGAGGUGAAACUGAGCAACCUAGAGGUGGGUACCUUCAUCAUCUUGGAAAUGAAGCUCUCCGCAGAGGUGAAGGGUGACAUCUUUAGCAAAAGCACGGUGGUCCUGCAAUGCCUGAGAAGUGACUCAAAGGAGGGACCUUAUGCACCCAUCCCCCUCGCCUACAGCUAUGGGGACACGAUACAGGUACAGCUGGACAACCUGGAACCCUGCAUGUACCUAGCCAUCGUUGCCCAGGGCCCCAACAUCCUCUACCCUUCUACUGUGUGGGAUUUCAUCAAUAAGAGGGUCACCGUGGGUCUCUAUGGUCCCAAACACAUCCAUCCAUCCUUCAAGACAGUGGUGACCAUUUUUGGACAUGAUUGUGCCCCCAAGACCCUCCUGGUCAGUGAGGUGACUCGGCAGGCUCCCAGUCCUGCCCCCGUGGCCCUACAGCUGUGGGGCAAACACCAGUUCAUCCUGUCCAGGCCCCAGGAUCUCAGAGUUUGCAUGUUCUCCAAUAUGACCAACUAUGAGGUCAAGGCCAACGAGCAAGCCAAAGUAGUGAGAGGAUUUCAGAUGAAACUGGGCAAGGUCAGCCGUCUGAUCUUCUCCGUCAUCUCCCAGAACCCCAACGAGCUGUCCGACUUCACACUGAGGGUACAGGUCAAGGAUGAUCAGGACACGAUCCUCACGCAGUUUUGUGUCCAGACUCCACAGCCGCCCCCUAAAAGUGCCAUUAAACCAUCCGGGCAGAGGAGGUUUCUCAAGAAGAAUGAAGUUGGGAAGAUCAUCUUGUCCCCGUUCGUUGUCACGACCAAGUAUCCGACGUUUCAGGACCGCCCUGUGUCCAGUCUCAAGUUUGGCAAGCUUCUAAAGACAGUGGUGCGACAGAACAAGAGUCACUACCUGCUGGAGUACAAGAAGGGUGACGUCAUAGCCCUGCUCAGCGAGGAGCGCAUCCGGCUCAAGGGACAGCUGUGGACCAAGGAGUGGUACAUUGGCUACUAUCAGGGCAAGGUGGGCCUGGUGCACACCAAGAACGUGCUGGUCGUCGGCAAGGCCCGGCCCAGCCUGUUCUCAGGGCCCGAGCUGAGCACCUCCGUGCUGCUGGAGCAGAUCCUGCGGCCUUGCAAGUUCCUCACCUACAUCUACGCCUCCGUGCGGACCUUACUCAUGGAGAACAUCAGCAGCUGGCGGGCCUUUGCUGAUGCCCUGGGUUACGGAAACCUGCCGCUCACCUUCUUCUGCCGGGCAGAGCUGGACAGUGAGCCAGAGCGGGUGGCAUCCGUUCUGGAAAAGCUGAAGGAAGACUGUAACAACCCUGACAACAAGGACCGGAAGUCCUUCCAGAAGGAGCUGGUGAUGGCUUUGCUGAAAAUGGACUGUCAGGGCCUGGUGGUCAGACUCAUCCAAGACUUCGUGCUCCUGACCACAGCUGUGGAAGUGGCACAGCGCUGGCGGGAACUGGCUGAGAAGCUAGCCAAGGUCUCCAAGCAACAGAUGGACGCCUAUGAGUCUCCUCACCGAGACAGGAAUGGGGUAGUAGACAGUGAGGCCAUGUGGAAACCCGCCUAUGACUUCUUACUCACCUGGAGCCACCAGAUUGGGGACAGCUACCGAGAUGUCAUCCAAGAGCUGCACAUAGGCCUGGACAAGAUGAAGAACCCCAUCACCAGACGCUGGAAGCACCUCACGGGGACACUGAUCCUGGUGAACUCACUGGACAUCCUGAGGGCAGCUGCCUUCAGCCCUGUGGACCAUGAUGACUUUGUGAUCUGAGUGGGGUCCCUGCCCUACUGCUCACCAGAGCUGAGACUCCUCCUACCAGGGCUGGGACUCCACCCAUCAUCUGUCCGCAAUAGGGGCCAUGCCAUCACCGGAUGGUGCAGGGAGGGAUGGCUGCCCAUCUGCCAGCCAUACCCAGGAGGGACUGAGGACUUUUGACUCUCUUCCCCUCCCCUCUAUCCAGGGGCAGGUCCCAGGGGCUUUCUACUUCCAGUUGCCAAUUGUGUUGCUUUCUAUUUGUUGACAUGUACGUUUAAAUUUAAAAUCACUUUUUUUAAACAGAAGACUUAGACAGGACAUAAGAAAGGCGGUAUCUAAUUUUUUAAUGGACUGUAAAGGUUAUUUAAAAAAAAAAAAACUCACCUUAGUAAAGGCAAAUGCUGUUGAGGUUUUUAUGUUC